This is a messenger RNA of Rhodamnia argentea, 612 nucleotides long. RefSeq lists its product as uncharacterized. The coding region runs from base 105 to 434 and encodes 109 amino acids. The record is from RefSeq and is a predicted model, not a curated record. The transcript has a single exon. NCBI's taxonomy places the organism in Eukaryota, Viridiplantae, Streptophyta, Magnoliopsida, Myrtales, Myrtaceae.
AAAUCUCCAUUCCCUCACAAGCGCAGGCACAUCUCUUUUUUCCCCCACUUGGAGAACGCGAAUCGUCGUCCUCCCCCCAAAAAACAGCUUUUCGCGAAAAGGCCAUGCAAGUUCUGCUCGAGAAGCCGUCGCAGAGGCCGCGUCUCCCGCAGAGAUCCGUCUCGUUCGCCGGAGAUACUCGGGGAAGCCGUAGGUGCUCCCCACCGGCUGCGUGCCCGCAGCGUCGGCCCGCCUGCACGUGCUCGAGGAAUCCUGGGUCUGUCCAGUGCGGCCGCCACGGGUACGUCGUGCCCGACGAGAAGGCGGUGAAGAGGAACCAGGCGAGCAAAGAGGUUCUGAGGAGGGCCUUGGCGCCGCCGGCUCGCCGGUUCAGCCUCCGGAGGUGGAGUUUCAGGCCGACGCCUAGCAGGCUCUCCACUAUGUCGACGGCUUAAAGUGCUUGUUUCGUUGUUUUCGCAUGUUCUGAGGGGGAUCAAGGUCCGGGGUGCAGUGAGUGUAAAGUGGGGUUUAGGUACAUGACAUUUGUGAAGUGAUUUCUCCAUCGCCCAAGGGACGAGUUCCAUGUAAAUCGCAUCAAUUUUGAUCUUUAAGGAUAUUGUAGCAUGGCCUUAA